AUGGACCCGGAUUACUGCCGCUCCCAUGUGGUGUCGGAAAUGUCUGACAUGUUCAGAUUUGGUGUGGCAGCGUGCAAGGUGCAGGCGUACGAGUUCCGUGAGCUGAAGGAUGUGGCACUGGAGGCCCUGGAGGAUGCGGUGGUGGAGUUUGCUGACAUCGCUCUCAACUGCGCCAAGGUGACUGGCUCCCGCCAGCCCUCUAGGGAGGACGUCGCCUGCCGUCUGCAGGCACUCCUCUCCAACCAUUGCAGCGAAGGAGAGUGCAACAUUGAACCGAGCAUGCGCCUGUACAAAACCAUGGAGGAGAGCCUAGAGAGGCUCACUGGUGGUGGCAUGGAUGAUUUUGAAAGGAGUGAGAUUUCGAAGGAUGUGUGA
Closterium sp. NIES-65 is the source of this 375-nucleotide messenger RNA. NCBI's taxonomy places the organism in Eukaryota, Viridiplantae, Streptophyta, Zygnematophyceae, Desmidiales, Closteriaceae. The record is from the annotation of a GenBank genome assembly.